Molecule: messenger RNA, 1005 nt
Organism: Parascedosporium putredinis
Lineage: Eukaryota; Fungi; Ascomycota; Sordariomycetes; Microascales; Microascaceae
Source: the annotation of a GenBank genome assembly
AUGCCUGCGACAACGGCCGAAACCCUCUCCCUCGUCACCCAGCGCAAUGUCUCCGUAGCGCCCCUCGUCCUCUUGUCCGCAGUCGAUCACUACAACCGCACAGUCGUGAAGGGCUCUAAGAGGCGGGUUGUAGGUGUUCUUCUCGGUCAGAAUGAUGGAAAGGACGUCAGAGUCUCCAACAGCUUUGCUGUACCAUUCGAGGAGGAUGACAAGGACCCCUCUGUGUGGUUCCUCGACCAUAACUAUGUCGAGAACAUGAACGAGAUGUUCAAGAAGAUCAACGCCCGCGAGAAGCUAAUAGGAUGGUACCACUCCGGACCUAAGCUCCGUGCCUCCGAUCUCGAGAUCAACGAGCUCUUCAAGCGAUAUACCCCCAACCCUCUGCUCGUCAUCAUCGACGUACAACCCAAGGAGGCUGGCGUGCCAACCGACGCGUACUUUGCCAUUGAGGAGAUCAAGGAUGACGGAACCACGACCGCGAGGACAUUUGUCCACACCCCCUCAGUCAUCGAAGCCGAGGAAGCCGAGGAGAUUGGCGUAGAGCACCUGCUACGAGAUAUCCGCGACGUCGCCGCCGGCACCCUAUCAACCCGCAUAACUAACCAGCUCCAGUCUCUACAAGGUCUGCAUCUGCGCCUCCGCGAGAUUGGUGCGUACCUGCAAAAGGUUCUCGACAAGGAGCUACCCGUCAACCACGCCAUUCUCGGCAACCUCCAGGACGUCUUCAACCUCCUCCCCAACUUGGCGGCGCCCAAGGGAGAUGGCAAGCCGGGCGUCAGCGAGCUCUCCUAUGCCAUGGGCGUGAAGACCAACGAUCAGCUCAUGUCCAUCUACCUGAGCAGUUUGAUCAGGGCCAUCACGGCGUUCCAUGACCUUAUCGAGAACAAGAUACAGAACAAGCAGCACAACGAAGAUAAGGAGAAGGAGAAGGAGAGCGUUGACGACAAGGCAAAGACGAAGGAGGGCGAGAAGGAAAAGGAGAAGGAGAAGGAGAAGAAGAAAUAA